UAUAUUUGUAUUAUAAUACAAAUAAUAAAAUUUAGAUGAAAUUUAUGAUGACAACCGAAUAUUCGGCCAAAAAAUUUAUCUUUCACUAUCUAACAAUUCUGUUCUGAGACUCGAAAGGGUGCAUUUUUCUUCUAUAAAUAUGGAUGUUUAGCCAUAAGUUAACCAUCCAUCUUCCCAACUCGAGCAAAUCUUCUCCCAAACGUGCCACUAUGGAUGCAGAACUCCCCCUGCAAACAGUUCUCCUCCUCUCCACCAUCCUCUGCCUCUUAUUCCUCCUCUUCCUCCACAAGCGCCGCACCGGUCCAGGCGCACUCACCAACUGGCCCAUCGUCGGCAUGCUCCCCGGCCUCACAGUUAACCUCCACCGCCUCCACGACUUCUUGACUGACCUCCUCGGUCCCUCCGGCUGCACCUUCCUUUUCCGCGGCCCAUGGUUCUCCGGCAUGAAGUUACUCUUCACGUGCGACCCUGCUAACGCCAACCAUAUCUUCAACGUUAACUUCCACAACUACCCCAAAGGCCAUAAAUACUCUGAGAACUUCGAUAUCCUCGGCGAAGGCAUCUUCAACGCCGACGAUGAGUCAUGGAGCAGCCAGCGCAAGAAGGCUCAUAUCCUCAUUGCCCAACCCCGCUUUCGGGCCUUCGUCACAUCUCCAGCCGAGACAAAGUUGACAACUUUCUCCUUCCUCUGCUGCGGCAAUAGCGAGCAAAAGAAAAUAAUUGACCUGCAAGAUGUCUUUUUGAGAUUAACAUUCGACGUCACUUGCAGGCUAGUAUUUGGCAUCGACCCCGCCUCUCUUUCACCAGAUUUCCACGUAGAGCCAUUCGCCAAAGGAAGUGACGACGCCAUGGCCACAAUUCUGCACCGCCAUGUUGUUCCGCCUUUAUGGUGGAAGCUCAUGAGGCGUCUCAAAUUGGGGAGAGAGAAGAAGCUUGCCGAAGCUUGGGUUGUCGCUGGCGGUGUCAUUGCAGCGAGCAUACAGAAGAGGAAGAAGGAGAGCAACCGCUCCGACUCCUUAAACGACAGUCUCCUCACGGCUUACAUCAAAGACGACUCUUUGGCCGGCGACAAGUUUCUCAGGGACACGACAUUGAGCUUUAUGAUUGCAGGGAGGGACACUAUCGGGGUGGCGCUUGCGUGGUUCUUCUAUUUGCUCUGCAAGAAUCCGGACAAGGAGGCGAAGUUGGUGGAGGAAAUAAGGCGUGGGGAGGCGACGGUGGGGGAGGAGAUGGUGUACUUGCAGGCGGCGCUUUGUGAGGCGCUGCGGUUGUACCCCCCUGUGCCGUUCGAGGAGAAGGGUGCGGUGGAGGCGGAGAUGCUGCCGAGCGGGCAGAGAGUGGAGCCGGGGAUGCAGGUGUUAUUUUCUACAUACACAAUGGGUAGGAUGCCGGGGGUGUGGGGGAAAGACUGCUUGGAGUUCAGGCCGGAGAGGUGGAUAACAGAGAAGGGGAAGAUGCGGCAUGAGCCGUCGUAUAAGUUUAUGCCGUUUAACUGUGGACCAAGGGCGUGUUUGGGGAAGGCGACGGCCUUUGCGGUGUUAAGGGAGGUGGUGGUGGCUGUAGUUAGGGAGUUUAGAUUGGAGAUGGUGGAGGGGCAAGUGGUGGAGCCCAAGUUGUCGAUCAUACUGCAUAUGCGGAAUGGGUUCAAGGUGAGGGUGAUGAGGAGGCACAGUUAAUUUGCCGUUUUUAGGGAAGAUAAAACCCUGUAAAAAGCCAAGUACAAUAUUGUAUGAAUAAGAUGGUGCCGGUGUAUUGCAUGUGAAUGUUGGAGACAAAAUUGCAUAAUCGAAUAAAAUAAAAUAAAAUUGCUGUUAUUUUCUCUUAGUAGGAUUUAUAUACAUACUGAUAGGAAAAUCCAAGCAAUUCCUAAUUUUAUUUGGGUUUAGGAUCACUUAGAAAUUAAACCACACCGCGGAAUAAUAGGAGCACAUCAAUUCGAGAA
This is a messenger RNA of Phalaenopsis equestris, 1942 nucleotides long. RefSeq names its product alkane hydroxylase MAH1-like. Gene Ontology annotation, molecular function: oxidoreductase activity, acting on paired donors, with incorporation or reduction of molecular oxygen; heme binding; iron ion binding. Lineage: Eukaryota; Viridiplantae; Streptophyta; Magnoliopsida; Asparagales; Orchidaceae. The record is from RefSeq and is a predicted model, not a curated record.